Molecule: messenger RNA, 1819 nt
Organism: Raphanus sativus (radish)
Lineage: Eukaryota; Viridiplantae; Streptophyta; Magnoliopsida; Brassicales; Brassicaceae
Product: NAC domain-containing protein 82
Exons: 6
Coding region: 356-1654 (432 amino acids)
Biological process (GO): regulation of DNA-templated transcription
Molecular function (GO): DNA binding
Source: RefSeq, a predicted model, not a curated record
AACCUCUCUUCACUUAUGGCUUCUCUUUCACGCCACUCUCUUUGACUCUCUCUCUCACUCGCUUCCCCCUUGCGCCGAUCGUCUCCUCCGCCUCGUCAAGUAUUCUCCUCUCACCGGGCUUUGAGUUGCACACCAGAUGUCUGUUGAUCUCUGCAAGAAGAACCCAUCUUUUCUUUGGUGCGCCUGUGGUUACAUGAGCAGGGGGAGGUUGUGGUGCUUUCAUAUCAUCUUGUUCAGGCACUGGACUUAGUCCUUCUCUCUCACCCUCUUUUCUCUCUCUUUCUCUCUCUCUUCUCUUUUCUUCUUAGCUUCUCUGCAAUUUUCGCAAAGUUUUCCCCUUUGGAUCUCUCUCCCAAUGGGGAAAACUCAGCUGGCUCCUGGAUUCCGGUUUCACCCCACUGAUGUCGAGCUCGUGAGAUACUACUUGAAGAGGAAGGUGUUGGGGAAAAAGCUCCUCGUUGAUGCAAUUGCUGAGCUCGACAUUUACAAGUUCGAACCCUCUGAUUUACCUGAUAAGUCGUAUAUAAAGAGUGGGGAUCUGAAGUGGCACUUCUUCUGCCCAAGGGAAAAGAAAUAUUCAACUGGAGUUAGGGCAAACCGUGCUACUGCCUGUGGUUACUGGAAGACCACAGGGAAGGAGAGAGAUGUUCUGUGCAAUGGGGAAGUUGCGGGAAAGAUUAAGACUCUGGUUUAUCAUUUUGGUAAGUCACCUCGUGGGGAGCGGACUGAUUGGGUUAUGCAUGAGUACAGGCUUGAAGACAAGGUUCUGACACAGAAGAAUGUUCCUCAGGAUACUUAUGUGCUGUGUGUUCUAUUCAAGAAAGAUGGACCGGGACCUAGAAAUGGAGCGCAGUACGGAGCUCCGUAUAAGGAUGAGGACUGGAGCGAUGAGGAACAUGAUACUGGUGUUCCUGCUACCAACGCUCCGGCAGUUCUUCACGGAGAAACCAGUCUUGUUGUGGCGUCCUCCUCGCAUGUCCCUAAUAAGGAUUGUUUUGUUGGCAUGAUAGCUGAAUCGUGCGUCUCUGACUUCCUACAAGCUACAACAACUGCCAGCGAUCUUCCGCAACUGAAUGAUGCGGCUAACACUCCUCUGUCUGCUGCUGCACCACUUCUUGAUUCUAACAGCAUUGCCUCUCUGGCACCACCGACCCUUGAAGCUCCUAACAACGAUGAUGACCUAUAUUCAAUGCUACUGGAUUUAUUUGUUGAUGAGGAUGAGUACUUCCGUUUCUCUGAGUUCAACAACACUGAGAUGAGACAUGAUCCCAAUGUCUCGGCUCCAAUCUGCUUAGGAGAAGGAGAAGACAUAUUCAGCGAACUACCAGAGUUCAGCAAUAUGCAGCACACCAGCGUGCCAAGGACACCCUCUUACGACCUAAUUGAAAACUCGGAGCUAUACUUGGAUCUACAAGAUCUCACCGCUCCAUUAGCACCACCUCAGAUUGGUAAUGUCAGUGACUCUUAUCUGAGCCAUCAAGGCCAGUUUGAUUUCUCCACUGCUGCUAAUGAUGAGGAUCCUUAUGGCUUCUCUGCUUCCAUGGGACAAGGACCAGACAUGAAAAAGAGGUUUGAAACCAAGAAUUCUCCUCAGCCAUUUCGGUCCACUCCCAUGUCUGAAAUGCUUGUCUUCACAAAUCAACAGAAGCAUUGAAGAGAGACCAUUGAACAAUGAUCACCCUUGUAUAUAUUUCUAAAAGUUUUCUUUUAGUUCGUACUUUUCAUCAUCUCUUUUAUGUCCCAAAUCCUCCAUUAUCAGCAGUCUCUGCUACUUUGGAUUCUCAUUUUUCUAAAAUCAUGACAUUAUGAUUUUGCUGUU